AUGGACCAGCCCCAGUCUGACUCUAGACCUGAGGACCAGUCCCAGUCUGACUCUAGACCUGAGGACCAGUCCCAGUCUGACUCUAGACCUGAGGACCAGUCCCAGUCUGACUCUAGACCUGAGGACCAGUCCCAGUCUGACUCUAGACCUGAGGACCAGUCCCAGUCUGACUCUAGACCUGAGGACCAGUCCCAGUCUGACUCUAGACCUGAGGACCAGUCCCAGUCUGACUCUAGACCUGAGGACCAGUCCCAGUCUGACUCUAGACCUGAGGACCAGUCCCAGUCUGACUCUAGACCUGAGGACCAGUCCCAACCUGAGACCAGCCCCAGUCUGACUCUAGACCUGAGGACCAGUCCCAGUCUGACUCUAGACCUGAGGACCAGUCCCAGUCUGACUCUAGACCUGAGGACCAGUCCCAGUCUGACUCUAGACCUGAGGACCAGUCCCAGUCUGACUCUAGACCUGAGGACCAGUCCCAGUCUGACUCUAGACCUGAGGACCAGUCCCAGUCUGACUCUAGACCUGAGGACCAGUCCCAGUCUGACUCUAGACCUGAGGACCAGUCCCAGUCUGACUCUAGACCUGAGGACCAGUCCCAGUCUGACUCUAGACCUGAGGACCAGUCCCAGUCUGACUCUAGACCUGAGGACCAGUCCCAGUCUGACUCUAGACCUGAGGACCAGUCCCAGUCUGACUCUAGACCUGAGGACCAGUCCCAGUCUGACUCUAGACCUGAGGACCAGUCCCAGUCUGACUCUAGACCUGAGGACCAGUCCCAGUCUGACUCUAGACCUGAGGACCAGUCCCAGUCUGACUCUAGACCUGAGGACCAGUCCCAGUCUGACUCUAGACCUGAGGACCAGUCCCAGUCUGACUCUAGACCUGAGGACCAGUCCCAGUCUGACUCUAGACCUGAGGACCAGCCCCAGUCUGACUCUAGACCUGAGGACCAGUCCCAGUCUGACUCUAGACCUGAGGACCAGUCCCAGUCUGACUCUAGACCUGAGGACCAGUCCCAGUCUGACUCUAGACCUGAGGACCAGUCCCAGUCUGACUCUAGACCUGAGGACCAGUCCCAGUCUGACUCUAGACCUGAGGACCAGUCCCAACCUGAGGACCAGUCCCAGUCUGACUCUAGACCUGAGGACCAGUCCCAGUCUGACUCUAGACCUGAGGACCAGUCCCAGUCUGACUCUAGACCUGAGGACCAGUCCCAGUCUGACGCUAGACCUGAGGACCAGUCCCAGUCUGACUCUAGACCUGAGGACCAGUCCCAGUCUGACUCUAGACCUGAGGACCAGUGCCAGUCUAGACCUGGACUCUAGACCUGAGGACCAGUCCCAUCCCAGUCUGACUCUAGACCUGAGGACCAGCCCCAGUCUGAGUCUAGACCUGAGGACCAGUCCCAGUCUGACUCUAGACCUGAGGACCAGUCCCAGUCUGACUCUAGACCUGAGGACCAGUCCCAGUCUGACUCUAGACCUGAGGACCAGUGCCAGUCUAGACCUGGACUCUAGACCUGAGGACCAGUCCCAGUCUGACUCUAGACCUGAGGACCAGUCCCAGUCUGACGCUAGACCUGAGGACCAGUGCCAACCUGAGGACCAGUCCCAGUCUGACUCUAGACCUGAGGACCAGUCCAGUCUGACUCUAGACCUGAGGACCAGUCCCAGUCUGACUCUAGACCUGAGGACCAGUCCCAGUCUGACUCUAGACCUGAGGACCAGUCCCAGUCUGACUCUAGACCUGAGGACAGUCCAACCUGAGGACCACCCAGUGACCAGCUCCCAGUCUGACUCUAGACCUGAGGACCAGUCCCAGUCUAGACUGACUCUAGACCUGAGGACCAGUCCCAGUCUGACUCUAGACCUGAGGACCAGCCCCAGUCUGAGUCUAGACCUGAGGACCAGUCCCAGUCUGACUCUAGACCUGAGGACCAGUCCCAGUCUGACUCUAGACCUGAGGACCAACCUGAGGACCAGUCCCAGUCUGACUCUAGACCUGAGGACCACCCAGUCUGACUCUAGACCUGAGGACCAGUGCCAGUCUGACUGGACUCUAGACCUGAGGACCAGUCCCAGUCUGACUCUAGACCUGAGGACCAGUGCCAGUCUAGACCUGGACUCUAGACCUGAGGACCAGUCCCAGUCUGACUCUGACCUGAGGACCAGCCCAGACCAGUGCCAGUCCUUAGACCUGGACUCUAGACCUGAGGACCAGUCCCAGUCUGACUCUAGACCUGAGGACCAGUCCCAGUCUGACUCUAGACCUGAGGACCAGUCCCAGUCUCUGACUCUAGACCUGAGGACCAGUCCCAGUCUGACUCUAGACCUGAGGACCAGUCCCAGUCUGACUCUAGACCUGAGGACCAGUCCCAGUCUAGACUGGACUCUAGACCUGAGGACCAGUCCCAGUCUGACUCUAGACCUGAGGACCAGCCCCAGUCUGAGUCUAGACCUGAGGACCAGUCCCAGUCUGACUCUAGACCUGAGGACCAGUCCCAGUCUGACUCUAGACCUGAGGACCAGUGCCAGUCUAGACCUGGACUCUAGACCUGAGGACCAGUCCCAGUCUGACUCUAGACCUGAGGACCAGCCCCAUCUGACUCUAGACCUGAGGACUAGUCCCAGUCUGACUCUAGACCUGAGGACCGGUCCCAGUCUGACUCUAGACCUGAGGACCAGUCCCAGUCUGACUCUAGACCUGAGGACCAGUCCCAGUCUGACUCUAGACCUGAGGACCAGUCCCAGUCUGACGCUAGACCUGAGGACCAGUGCCAGUCUAGACCUGGACUCUAGACCUGAGGACCAGUCCCAGACCAGUCCCAGUCUGACGCUAGACCUGAGGACCAGUGCCAGUCUAGACCUGGACUCUAGACCUGAGGACCAGUCCCAGUCUGACUCUAGACCUGAGGACCAGUCCCAGUCUGACUCUAGACCUGAGGACCAGUCCCAGUCUGACGCUAGACCUGAGGACCAGUGCCAUCCCAGUCUGACUCUAGACCUGAGGACCAGUCCCAGUCUGACGCUAGACCUGAGGACCAGUGCCAGUCUAGACCUGGACUCUAGACCUGAGGACCAGUCCCAUCCCAGUCUGACUCUAGACCUGAGGACCAGUCCCAGUCUGACUCUAGACCUGAGGACCAGUCCCAGUCUGACGCUAGACCUGAGGACCAGUGCCAGUCUAGACCUGGACUCUAGACCUGAGGACCAGUCCCAUCCCAGUCUGACUCUAGACCUGAGGACCAGUCCCAGUCUGACUCUAGACCUGAGGACUAGUCCCAGUCUGACUCUAGACCUGAUGACCAGUCCCAGUCUGACUCUAGACCUGAGGACCAGUCCCAGUCUGAUUCUAGACCUGAGGACCAGUCCCAGUCUGACUCUAGACCUGAGGACCAGUCCCAGUCUGACGCUAGACCUGAGGACCAGUGCCAGUCUAGACCUGGACUCUAGACCUGAGGACCAGUCCCAUCCCAGUCUGACUCUAGACCUGAGGACCAGUCCCAGUCUGACUCUAGACCUGAGGACCAGUCCCAGUCUGACUCUAGACCUGAGGACCAGUCCCAGUCUGACGCUAGACCUGAGGACCAGUGCCAACCUGAGGACCAGUCCCAGUCUGACUCUAGACCUGAGGACCAGUCCCAGUCUGACUCUAGACCUGAGGACCAGUGCCAGUCUAGACCUGGACUCUAGACCUGAGGACCAGUCCCAGUCUGACUCUAGACCUGAGGACCAGUCCCAGUCUGACUCUAGACCUGAGGACCAGUCCCAGUCUAGACUGACUCUAGACCUGAGGACCAGUCCCAGUCUGACUCUAGACCUGAGGACCAGCCCCAGUCUGAGUCUAGACCUGAGGACCAGUCCCAGUCUGACUCUAGACCUGAGGACCAGUCCCAGUCUGACUCUAGACCUGAGGACCAGUCCCAGUCUGACUCUAGACCUGAGGACCAGUGCCAGUCUAGACCUGGACUCUAGACCUGAGGACCAGUCCCAGUCUGACUCUAGACCUGAGGACCAGCCCCAGUCUGACUCUAGACCUGAGGACCAGUGCCGUCUAGACCUGGACUCUAGACCUGAGGACCAGUCCCAACCUGAGGACCAGCCCAGUCUGAGUCUAGACCUGAGGACCAGUCCCAGUCUGACUCUAGACCUGAGGACCAGUCCCAGUCUGACUCUAGACCUGAGGACCAGCCAGUCUAGACCUGACUCUAGACCUGAGGACCAGUCCCAGUCUGACUCUAGACCUGAGGACCAGUCCCAUCCCAGUCUGACUCUAGACCUGAGGACCAGCCCCAGUCUGAGUCUAGACCUGAGGACCAGUCCCAGUCUGACUCUAGACCUGAGGACCAGUCCCAGUCUGACUCUAGACCUGAGGACCAGUCCCAGUCUGACUCUAGACCUGAGGACCAGUGCCAGUCUAGACCUGGACUCUAGACCUGAGGACCAGUCCCAGUCUGACUCUAGACCUGAGGACCAGUCCCAUCCCAGUCUGACUCUAGACCUGAGGACCAGCCCCAGUCUGAGUCUAGACCUGAGGACCAGUCCCAGUCUGACUCUAGACCUGAGGACCAGUCCCAGUCUGACUCUAGACCUGAGGACCAGUGCCAGUCUAGACCUGGACUCUAGACCUGAGGACCAGUCCCAGUCUGACUCUAGACCUGAGGACCAGCCCAGUCUGACUCUAGACCUGAGGACCAGUCCCAGUCUGACUCUAGACCUGAGGACCAGUCCCAGUCUGACUCUAGACCUGAGGACCAGUCCCAGUCUGACUCUAGACCUGAGGACCAGUCCCAGUCUGACUCUAGACCUGAGGACCAGUCCCAGUCUGACUCUAGACCUGAGGACCAGUCCCAGUCUGACUCUAGACCUGAGGACCAGUCCCAGUCUGACUCUAGACCUGAGGACCAGUCCCAACCUGGACUCUAGACCUGAGGACCAGUCCCAGUCUGACUCUAGACCUGAGGACCAGUCCCAGCAGGACCGUCCCAGUCUGACGCUAGACCUGAGGACCAGUGCCAGUCUAGACCUGGACUCUAGACCUGAGGACCAGUCCCAGUCUGACUCUAGACCUGAGGACCAGUCCCAGUCUGACUCUAGACCUGAGGACCAGUCCCAGUCUGACUCUAGACCUGAGGACCAGUCCCAGUCUGACCUGGACUCUAGACCUGAGGACCAGUCCCAGUCUGACUCUAGACCUGAGGACCAGUCCCAGUCCUGGACUCUAGACCUGAGGACCAGUCCCAGUCUGACUCUAGACCUGAGGACCAGUCCCAGUCUGACUCUAGACCUGAGGACCAGUCCCAGUCUGACUCUAGACCUGAGGACCAGUCCCAGUCUGACUCUAGACCUGAGGACCAGUCCCAGUCUGACUCUAGACCUGAGGACCAGUCCCAGUCUGACUCUAGACCUGAGGACCAGUCCCAGUCUGACUCUAGACCUGAGGACCAGUCCCAGUCUGACUCUAGACCUGAGGACCAGUCCCAGUCUGACUCUAGACCUGAGGACCAGCCCCAGUCUGACUCUAGACCUGAGGACCAGUCCCAGUCUGACUUUAGACCUGAGGACCAGUCCCAGUCUGACUCUAGACCUGAGGACCAGUCCCAGUCUGACUCUAGACCUGAGGACCAGUCCCAGUCUGACUCUAGACCUGAGGACCAGCCCCAGUCUGACUCUAGACCUGAGGACCAGUCCCAGUCUGACUCUAGACCUGAGGACCAGUCCCAGUCUGACUCUAGACCUGAGGACCAGUCCCAGUCUGACUCUAGACCUGAGGACCAGUCCCAGUCUGACUCUAGACCUGAGGACCAGUCCCAGUCUGACUCUAGACCUGAGGACCAGUCCCAGUCUGACUCUAGACCUGAGGACCAGUCCCAGUCUGACUCUAGACCUGAGGACCAGUCCCAGUCUGACUCUAGACAUGAGGACCAGCCCCAGUCUGACUCUAGACCUGAGGACCAGUCCCAGUCUGACUCUAGACAUGAGGACCAGUCCCAGUCUGACUCUAGACCUGAGGACCAGCCCCAGUCUGACUCUAGACCUGAGGACCAGUCCCAGUCUGACUCUAGACCUGAGGACCAGUCCCAGUCUGUCUCUAGACCUGAGGACCAGUCCCAGUCUGAUUCUAGACCUGAGGACCAGUCCCAGUCUGAUUCUAGACCUGAGGACCAGCCCCAGUCUGACUCUAGACCUGAGGACCAGCCCCAGUCUGACUCUAGACCUGAGGACCAGCCCCAGUCUGACUCUAGACCUGAGGACCAGUCCCAGUCUGACUCUAGACCUGAGGACCAGUCCCAGUCUGACUCUAGACCUGAGGACCAGUCCCAUUAAAGGGAUUGUUUUAACCGCACGCCACGUGCGGCCGCCGGUCAAUAGUCCUGCUCCUCUGUGUGCUCUUUCACGAUUAAAGAGGCUUCUACCGCACGCCACGCCCCAACGGUCCGUCGACGAUGGACCCAACCAAGUUGCGCGCAACCCCGACCAAACAACGGGACCGCACCCAACCACAGCCGACCCACAACACAACAUCAGACGCAUCGACCACUUCGACCCCAGACUCGACCCACCUACGAGCCAGACUAUGCACCACACGACAGACCGCUCGCGGAACCCCAGGGACCUCUCCGUCUAUGAGAGACAACCCCCUCCCAGACCCGCCGUAGCACAUCGGGACAUAAAAUACGAAACGCAUGACUACCAGACCCAUAGACCCGGACUAACCGCGGACCACAGCGAACAACGGCCAACAACCCGCCAAUGGGACGAUAGGGACCACCACAACCAUGGAAGGGACCCCCACGCUAGACACAUAAACCGCUUUGACCUCCGGCCCGGCAUGCCUACGAACACCCGGUCAUACCUCCGCGACGUUGACUUCCACGCCGACCGCAUACCACACGCAUCUCAAGCCAGACACAUAAACCGCUUUGACCUCCGGCCCGGCAUGCCUACGAACACCCGGUCAUACCUCCGCGACGUUGACUUCCACGCCGACCGCAUACCACACGCAUCUCAAGACCUGAGGACCAGUCCCAGUCUGACUCUAGACCUGAGGACCAGUCCCAGUCUGACUCUAGACCUGAGGACCAGUCCCAGUCUGACUCUAGACCUGAGGACCAGUCCCAGUCUGACUCUAGACCUGAGGACCAGUCCCAGUCUGACUCUAGACCUGAGGACCAGUCCUAGUCUGACUCUAGACCUGAGGACCAGCCCCAGUCUGACUCUAGACCUGAGGACCAGUCCCAGUCUGACUCUAGACCUGAGGACCAGUCCCAGUCUGACUCUAGACCUGAGGACCAGUCCCAGUCUGACUCUAGACCUGAGGACCAGUCCGAGUCUGACUCUAGACCUGAGGACCAGUCCCAGUCUGACUCUAGACCUGAGGACCAGCCCCAGUCUGACUCUAGACCUGAGGACCAGUCCCAGUCUGUCUCUAGACCUGAGGACCAGUCCCAGUCUGACUCUAGACCUGAGGACCAGUCCCAGUCUGACUCUAGACCUGAGGACCAGUCCCAGUCUGACUCUAGACCUGAGGACCAGUCCCAGUCUGAUUCUAGACCUGAGGACCAGCCCCAGUCUGACUCUAGACCUGAGGACCAGACCCAGUCUGACUCUAGACCUGAGGACCAGUCCCAGUCUGACUCUAGACAUGAGGACCAGUCCCAGUCUGACUCUAGACCUGAGGACCAGCCCCAGUCUGACUCUAGACCUGAGGACCAGCCCAGUCUGA
Molecule: messenger RNA, 7728 nt
Organism: Knipowitschia caucasica
Lineage: Eukaryota; Metazoa; Chordata; Actinopteri; Gobiiformes; Gobiidae
Source: the annotation of a GenBank genome assembly